AUGGGCGAUUUUCAAUCAUUUUCGACAUAUUCCGCUCCCUUUUCGGCGACGGAACUUAUUAAUCGUCCUGAUAAGACAUAUGCCGUCAAAGGCCAAGCUGAAUUCUUGGCUGUUGCCAUCGCACUCGAUGUCCCGAUCCUCAGCGCCCAGAACAAUGUCAUCGCUAGCAUGAACAUCCUUUCAGCUGGUGCAGGUGCUUCAUUCGCUGUGUUUGCAUCAGCUGAAGAGCUCAGCCUCGACGCAGACGAGGACUUUAUUAAUGCGACACCUGGAGUGCGCGAUUGGAUCCAGAAAGCGAAAGACAGUCAAAAGUUUAGACGAUACGUGACUAAAAAGAUCGUUACCGCUCAAGGAGUCGCGAGUGACUCGCCCCAGCUUGCUGCUGCCAUCAACGAGAUACGAGUCCUGUCAAAUGAGACGAUUCGGCAAUGCGACUUUAUUGUUUCGAUACUGGCCAUCUCGUGGAGCGAGUCGCCUAGUGUUGGGCGGUUUUGGCCACAGGUCUUGCUUGAGGCUGCUGAUGAGGGCACUUUGGCGGAGUAUCUAUCCUCAAACAAAGCCGACUUCAAGUCCCAAUUGGCAAUAUCCAUGAACAUCGGUCGCGCGCUCCAGUUCCUUCACGCUCAUGGAAUCGUCCAUGCUGACCUGAAGCCGACGAAUGUGCUGAUCUUUACUUCUGGCUUGGAUGAACACCAACAUGAUCUACUUGACAAAACGGGUCUUCCGCCUAUUCGGGCCAAGCUUUGCGACUUUGGAUAUGCGGUGAUUCUGGAUGAUUAUCAGUCCGAGAAGUUGUUUCAGGCGAGGAUCGGUAGUCUUCCUUGGAUGGCACCUGAACUUGACGCUGAAGAAACUAUCAGAUUGGAGGAUCUUCAUAAGACGGAUAUUUAUUCUCUUGGACUCCUCACUGCUAGCAUCUUCAUGAACUGUUGUACACCCUUCGAGUCACUGAGCCAAGAAGAAGUGUUGGAGAUCAAGAAGAUAGUACCAGGCCAGUCAGGAUCAGCAGUCGCAACACUCAUGGGGAAUAUUAAAGAGAAAACACCUCUUUCGGAACAACAGGAAGAGUUCGUUUAUGCGUUCCUCGAAGGAACUUGCGCACCUUCAGCCUCGGACAGAGUGUCAUUAUCGGCGAUACAGAGUUACCUUUUCCUGGGACUCAUGCAACAACUACAUACAGGAAAAGCAACCAUCCCGUUGGAGUGGUUCAAGGAUCUACGGCCAGCAGCUGAUGGAUACAAGGACGCUCUGGCUGCGCUUGAGAAUAAACAUUCAGGAGUGACAAAUGAAAUCGACCAGGACGAAAUGCUCAUCCAACUCCGACAAAUGUACGAUCAAGUCAUAUCCAUCAAGAUCAACAACCCGGAGUUCGAGAAAAUGCUUGCAACAUGUUUUGAAGACCAUAGCCUCAAACCAGCUAGUCUGAAGAGGUUCAAGAAGAACUGGAAGCCCGAUGAGGAGACUCAGGAUAGCGAUGGCUUUAUCUCUCGAAUGGAGGAGAUAUUUGAUGGAGCUAUCUCCAAAGUUCCAGAUUUUGCAUUUGAGCACACUUUGAACGUAUCACUCAUCCCAAGAGUGGCACAAGAAGAAGUCUUUCGAGAUUUGAGGGAGAGCGUUGAGGCAGGUGAUGUGCAAGACUCUGCUGCGCCACUUCACCUGGCUGGAGCAUAUCUCAAUGGACAACUUGUCGAGACGUCGAUAGAGAAAGGUCUAGACCACCUUGUCACAGCCGCUAUGAUGGAGAACCCUGAUGCAUUGUCUGUCAUCCUUAGGAUCUUUGAUGCUUGCGAGACCCCUUUGCCGCCAGAGAGCAAAGAUGAACUUCUUAGCAAAGUUGAGUCAUACGGAACAAAGACAUUCGGUCUUGCUCAAGCAACGCUAUUCGACCAUUUAGUUCCGAAGCAUCUCUCAACCAAUCAGGUCCUAGGUGGGACUUGGACUGAGAAGUGGCCAGAGAAGUAUGAAGCAUAUCUCGCAGCUGAACGCAGGUUCCCGAAUAUGUUUCUCCUCCAUUGCAACAGUCCCUUGUUCUUGAAGGAUGAGCCGAACAUGGACACCUCAGUGUUCGACUUUGAUCGAUUAGCGUGCCUCAAGGAUGCAGGAAAGAAGAACAUAGAUCCAGAAAGAACAGAGGAGUUCAAAGAGGAAGUUACUCGCCUUGACUGUCUCAAAUGCUGCAGUAAGGAUGGUUUCACACUGCUCCAGAUUGCAGCUUGUAAGAACGAUCUUGUCAUGGCGAGUGCUCUAGUUGAGCUUGGCGCUGAUAUCAACGCCCACGGCAACACUCACGGCUGGGCACCAUUACUUCUUAGUUGCCACUGCGGCCACUUCAACAUGGCAAAACUUCUUAUCGACAACGGCGCUGACCCUACCAUUCGAGAGACUCUCUACGGCGCUACCAUUCUUCACUCCCUAACCCAGUUCUCCAAACGCGAGCAGUGUGAGGACUUAUUCGACAUUGCCUUAUCAGCAGGUCUCGACAUCAACGUCCCUAUGAAGAAUGGCGCAACCCCACUGCACACCACCUUUGCAGCGUGGGAUUAUUCUCAAGGAGUAGCGACUGAGCUUCUGCUGGAGUAUGGUGCAGAUCCGACGAGACAGGUCCAAGAAUGGGAUGGAUUCUUGAACUUCAACACUGCUAUUGCGCAUGCGGCUCAGAAGCUUGACGUUGAUCUUCUACGGAAAAUGUUAGCUGCCUCCGAGGAUUUGGUGGCUAUUCUUGGAUUGUCGGCGCGACGUCAACUCAACGAUGCUAAGGCGCAAGCUUUGAGUGCUCUUUUCAGAAGAACGCGCUUCUACUGUAUGUGCGUUGGAGGUGAAGGGUACAGAGAAAAGUUGGAGACUGUUAUCUCUCUCCUAGCUGACGAAGACGCCCGCUCAGUGAUGAUCGAGCGACGACGUGUUGAUAAGAAACAACCGACAGACCCCUUCCUGACAAUGUGCACGUUCAGAGGAUCCGGUUUCUUUGUGGACGCCUUUCUCAAAGUCUUUCCCAAUACUGUCAUUGACUAUCCUUCGUGGAACCUGCCGAGAUUGUUUCUCCAUGUUGCUAUCGAACGAAGGGAUAUCGAGGCAGUGCGGGCUUUCGUCAGACAAGGUGCGAAUAUUCUCACCAAGGAGAGAGGAGGGCGAAGUGCGCUUCACUUUGCGGCGCACUACUUCCCCAGGAUCUUGCCAGAGCUUCUUAAGACCCUUGAAGAGUCUCGUCUCGAGCAAAGGCAGGGGAAGAGCAUGACAGAGAUAUUGGAGGAACAGUGUAACUCCGGCCUCACGGUGUUUGCUCAACUUCUCGUUGAAGGUUAUGAUGAUGAGCGCAAACUCGCGGAGGCUCUACGGGCCAAGUACUCACUGAAGCAUGACUACAAGAUGUAUCGAGAUGGUAGCUGGGUGACAUUCGGGGGCUAUCUCGUCUCACUCGCUGUCGCCGAUGGCUUGGUACCCAUCGAGCAUAUCCAGUAUCUCCUCAAUCUUGAUCCACUUCCCGAGUACGUAACUACGCCUACGGGGAAGACCUUAUUAGUUACAGCUAUCGAAGGCUUUUCAGGAUCUCGGGACUCGUAUGACCUCGCAUGUCACCAGAUCACAAGAAUGCUCCUAGCGAAGUACCCAGCUUUCGAUGAUGUUUUCCUCGUCGCCGAUGACAGAGAUCGGACUUCUUUACAUGUAGCAGCUUACUGGUCUAACAAGACUGCUUUACAAAUGAUUAAAGACCACUCACAACGGAACUUUCCCAACAAGAAAAUCCCCUGGAAUGCAGUAGCGAGCGGCAACACGGUCCUAGAUCACGCCUUACUCGGUAUAAAAGAGAAAUCUCUUCCGGCGCUUGACACUGAAGUCAAUAAAGUCGCCACACGGUCGACUAAGAAAGCUGCGUUGGCGUGCUACGUGUGCUUGCGUGAGAAUGGAGCGCUGCAUAAUUGGGAGUUGGAAGGGUCCUUGGUAGCGGCACGGCUGAUCAUGUACACGCCUGACUUUCAAAAGAUCGGCCUUUUCUUGAGGCUCGCGACACAGAGACUUGGGCUAGGUCUACCAGAUGUCGACCUUGACAGAUGUGUCGAGGUUGGUACCACCACCAGUCUUGAUGGGAGGCUUAUCCGCGUUCCAGUCGUAGACCUUAUCUGGAAACAUGACAAGUUCAUCCUCAGAUUCUAUUCAGUCCGAAUAUCGUCUUUGGCAGUCGAAGGCCUUCGCCAGUUCCACGGCUGGAUCGAGAAGAGAAUGACAGAGACCGAGCCAAGAUGCUAUGAGAGUUUAGGCCUGCCUGCUGGACUGUGGCCGUUCAUGACUCUCACCUACGACCAACCCAUUCCUUACGCAAAAGACACUAUGCGCUGGACCCGAGGGGGCCGAACUUGGACUGAGGAAGAACACGAUAGCCUGAAAGCUCAAUUUUCUUCACUGUGGGAUGUUUUCUUUGGGGAGGCUGAGGAGCAGUUCUUGUCUAGGCUUGAGAUGGCUUAA
Molecule: messenger RNA, 4461 nt
Organism: Fusarium musae
Lineage: Eukaryota; Fungi; Ascomycota; Sordariomycetes; Hypocreales; Nectriaceae
Exons: 8
Coding region: 1-4461 (1486 amino acids)
Biological process (GO): protein phosphorylation
Molecular function (GO): protein kinase activity; protein binding; ATP binding
Source: RefSeq, a predicted model, not a curated record